GUGGGAGACUCGGCCGUCCCGCCGGCGAGAUGGGGCUGGAGAUAGAGCCGCUGUUCCAGGCCUGGAGCUACUUCAGGCGGAGGAAGUUCCGGCAGUGCUCGGAGCUCUGCUCGCAGCUGCUGGAGGGAGCGCCUGGCGAGCAGGAGCACGAUACUGGAUACUCUGCAUUUCAGGCUGCCUGGAGCCUGAAAACACGAGCUUUAACAGAAAUGGUGUAUGUGGAUGAAAUCGAGAUGGAUGAAGAAGGAAUAGCAGAGAUGAUGCUAGAUGAAAAUGCCAUUGCUCAAGUCGCACGACCAGGAACAUCUUUGAAACUCCCUGGAACUAGCCAAGGUGGAGGCCCCAGCCCAGCAGUUAGGCCAGUAACUCAGUCAGGAAGACCUAUUUCAGGAUUUGUGAGACCAAGUACACAAAGUGGACGGCCAAGUACUAUGGAACAGGCUAUAAAAACACCUCGAACAGCUCUCACAGCUCGUCCAAUCAGUAGUGCUUCUGGGAGAUAUGUCAGGUUAGGAACGGCUUCAAUGAUAACAAACCCAGAUGGCCCUUUCAUAAAUGUGUCUCGACUGAAUUUAUCAAAAUAUGCUCAAAAACCUGAACUGGCAAAGGCACUGUUUGAAUAUAUUUUUCACCAUGAAAAUGAUGUAAAAAAUGCUCUAGAUUUGGCAGCCCUUGCCACUGAGCAUGCACAAUUCAAGGACUGGUGGUGGAAAGUCCAAAUUGGGAAGUGCUUCUAUAGGUUAGGAUUAUAUCGAGAAGCUGAAAAACAAUUUAAGUCAGCUCUCAAGCAGCAGGACAUGGUUGAUACAAUCUUGUAUUUGGCAAAAGUGUAUUUGCGUUUGGAUCAACCUGUAACAGCACUAAACCUUUUCAAGCAAGGAUUAGAACGAUUUCCAGGAGAAGUGACUCUUAUUUGUGGAAUUGCCAGAAUCUAUGAGGAAAUGAACGAUAUCUCUUCAGCUGCAGAGUACUAUAAAGAUGUCUUAAAACAGGACAAUACUCAUGUGGAAGCCAUUGCGUGCAUUGGCAGUAACCGUUUUUAUUCUGACCAGCCUGAGAUAGCUCUACGGUUCUAUAGACGGCUCCUGCAGAUGGGUGUUUAUAACUACCAGCUUUUUAACAAUCUGGGCCUCUGUUGCUUCUAUGCCCAGCAGUAUGAUAUGACGCUAACUUCAUUUGAACGUGCACUGUUUUUGGCUGAAAAUGAAGAGGAGACAGCAGAUGUGUGGUACAACUUGGGACACGUGGCUGUGGGGAUAGGAGACCUGAAUCUGGCUUACCAGUGUUUCAAACUGACGUUAGUCAACAAUAAUGACUACGCAGAAGCUUACAACAACUUGGCUGUGCUGGAAAUGCAAAAAGGUCACAUCGAACAGGUUGGUGUUAAAGAUGUGCCUAAGCAGAAUGCUUCCUCUGGCCUGCUUGCACAUGUCAGUAAGGCAAGAGCUUUGCUGCAGACUGCUUCAUAUUUAGCACCUCAUAUGUAUGAGCCCCAUUUUAAUUUUGCAAUACUCUCAGAGAAGGUUGGAGAUUUUCAGAGGAGCUACAUGGCAGCUCAGAAGUCACAGGAAGCAUUUCCAGGCCACGCUGAUACACAGCAACUCAUCAAACAACUAAAAGAACGCUUUGCUAUGCUCUGAUGGCAUAUUUUCAGUCAUGUAAAAUCAGCUUAAAGUUAGCCAGAGUUAAUGUCCCAUACAUUUUAUUCUAAGUAGGUAAAAUGUACUUAAUCCAUUCCUGUUGCAAAACCUAUGCUACUUAGAGUAGCAGGAAAGGUUUGAGAGUCCUCAUUAGCUUCUGUUAUCUUAAAACACAUGAUUUAUCAAAACACAGCUAGAAAACAUUUCACUUACAUACAACUGAGAACACGGAAGUGGCAGGAUGUUGCCAGUAUGAAAACUUCCAAAUAGUUAUCUGAUCUAUUAACAAAUAAGUCUGCAUUUAAUAUUAAUGAACAUCUCUGAAGAUUUUUUCUGACUUUUCUGCAGAAAAAGAAGUUUUUAAGUAUUCUUGUGUGACAAUCUGUUGAGCCGCAGAGAAUAAGAAUACUUCAUAACAAGUCUUCAGACUUGGCUUUUGAUAGAGUACUUUCUAACUGAACGUUAGGUUUUAAAGCUAUGGUAACAAAAAAUGUGUUUGUUUGGUAUAGAGAUAAAACAGAAGUUCUUAUAUUCCUUGUUGUACUUUAUGAAUCAAAUAAAUUCCAAUUUGUAUGGUU
Numida meleagris (helmeted guineafowl) is the source of this 2218-nucleotide messenger RNA. RefSeq names its product tetratricopeptide repeat domain 8 (gene TTC8). Gene Ontology annotation, cellular component: non-motile cilium; BBSome; ciliary basal body. NCBI's taxonomy places the organism in Eukaryota, Metazoa, Chordata, Aves, Galliformes, Numididae. The record is from RefSeq and is a predicted model, not a curated record. Gene Ontology annotation, biological process: non-motile cilium assembly. The transcript is spliced from 15 exons. Bases 30 to 1640 code for a protein of 536 amino acids. Gene Ontology annotation, molecular function: protein binding.